CCUGAAGGUGUGAAGGCACCUUGUGGGGUCGGGAGCUCUUGUUACAUAGGCAUUCUGGACGAUAGCACCGUGCUCAAAUACCCGCUCGUCAAGGGUAGAGGUUGGGAACAUGUCGUUGCUGAAGAGAAAAUGUACAGCAUUCUCGGUCGCCAUCCCAGGGUUCUUACGUGCUUUGGUCUCAACGAGCACGGUCUUCGACUCGAAUUCGCGCCAAAUGGAACUGUGAAGCGCUUCCUGGAGUUAAAUGCGAAGUCGCUUUCAGCAAAGCAGAAAAUUAUUUGGUGUCGACAAACGGCCGAAGCUAUCACGCAUGCUCACUCGAGGUCCAUUAUUCAUUGUAACAUAUCCACAGAUAACCUUCUCCUAGAUGGUAAUCUGAACGUCAAGCUCUCAGAUUUUCAAGGGCGUGUCGAGGAUCCAUUUACUGGAUUAACGAUUAUUAACGGCUCCGCACUAGAGCCCGUUAAGUCAUACCUUCCCCGUCCUUUUGGUCAGGAUAAUGAAAGAUCGGAUAUCUUUGCCCUUGGUUCCACAUUCUACGAGAUCAUAACAGGACACGAGCCUUAUCCCGAGCUGGACAGCUUUGAUGACGAGGAAGAGAUUAGAGGACGCUAUGAGCGUGCUGAGUUCCCUGGCACGGACGCCGUUUUAGGUGGGGAGAUUAUCCGUAAAUGCUGGGUUCAACUUUAUCAAAAUGCUGCUCAGUGCUUGGCAGAACUCGUGGCUUUAGAG
Messenger RNA from Mytilinidion resinicola, 732 nucleotides. RefSeq names its product kinase-like protein. The transcript has 2 exons. Gene Ontology annotation, cellular component: cytoplasm. Lineage: Eukaryota; Fungi; Ascomycota; Dothideomycetes; Mytilinidiales; Mytilinidiaceae. Gene Ontology annotation, biological process: signal transduction; protein phosphorylation. The annotation marks the transcript as partial. The record is from RefSeq and is a predicted model, not a curated record. Gene Ontology annotation, molecular function: ATP binding; protein kinase activity.